CGCGGUGGUCCUUGGCUCUUUUCCUGGUUAUUCUCUUGUGGGGCGUCCUUCUCAGAGGCCUUGGCACUACGUUACCCAGAAGAUUGUGCGCCAAGGGGCAGCGACGUUAGUCCAAUGAAAACCCAGAAAGGAGGCGUUUCCGGGUCAGCGAACAUUUCGGGGAGGGGCUUCCGGCGCCUACUUGGCGGCCAUUUGGUUGCUGUGGAGUCUGUUGGCCACGUGAGAAGGUUGCGUGUCCCGUGAGGGGAGCGAGGUGACGGCCUAGAAGGCGCAGGAGGAGGCUCUGUCCGCGCUGCACGGGGGCGGGUGUGAGGGUCGGGGACACCGCCGCCUGCGAGGAGUGUCGGUGCCGAGCCGACGCGGUCACUAGGCUGCGGCCACUCUGCUCCGCGCAGAGGCUCGGAUGGCGGCGGCUGCGCUGAGGGUCGGGGCUCAGGGCAGUGUGACUUUUGAGGAUGUGGCCGUAUAUUUCUCCUGCGAGGAAUGGUGUCUGCUUGAUGAGGUUCAGAUCCGCCUGUACCUUGAUGUCAUGCUGGAGAACUUUGCCCUUGUAUCCAUGCUGGGUUCCUGUCAUGGAGUCAAGGAUGGAGAGACAUCUUCUGAACAGAGCGUAUUUCUAGGAGUGUCACAGACCAGGACCCCCAAAGCAGGUGUGUCUCCUGAGAAGUCCCAGCCCUGUAGGAUGUGUGUUCCAGUCAUUAGAGACAUCCUCCACUUGGCUGAACAUGCAGGAAGAAAUAGGGGGCAGAAAUCAUACACAUGUGGAGCAUGUGGGAAACAAUUCUAUUUCACUGCAAACCUUCAGCAGCACCAGAGACAGCUCGUUAGAGACAAACCCUUCAGAUGUGAUCUGUGGAGACCCUCAUUUUUGAAGACCUGCACAGCCCAUGCAUCAAGGAAUCUCUUUACCUGUAGGGAAAUUGGGAAGGACUUCUUGGCCAACAUGGGACUUCAGCAACAGGACGCUGAUCCCAGGAAGAAAGUAAACAACAGUAGUGAGUGUGGAGCUGUUUUUCAGAGUGGAAGGAGUCAUCCCAGCUGGGGAGAAUGCAGGAAAGCCUCCAGCCAGACAAAUGUGCUUGUUCAGGAUGGAAGAGCCCUCUGUAGUGAAGGGUUGUGUGAGUGCAGCAGUUGUGGGAAAGCUUGCACCAAAAAGUGUAACCUUAUUCAAGAGCUCCAGAAAGUUCCCCCUGAAGAAAACCCGUGUGAAUGCAACCAACGUGGAAAAUGUUACAGCAGGGAAUCCAGUUUCCUUACACAUCACAGAGUUCAUGCUGGAGAAGGGCCUUACAAGUGCAGCGAGUGUGGGAAAUCCUUUCGCCGAAGCCUCCACCUCAGUACGCACAGGAGAAUCCACACUGGAGAAGAGCUUUAUGAGUGCAAGGAAUGUGACAAAUCUUUUAUCCGGAGGUGCAACUUCACUCAACAUCAGAGAGUUCACACUGGAGAAAGGCGUUAUGAGUGCAAUGAAUGUGGAAAACUCUUUAACAGGAAAUCUAACUUCCGUGUACAUCAGAGAGUUCACACUGGAGAAAAGCCUUAUAAGUGUAGUGAAUGUGGGAUAUCUUUUAGGGGAAAGUCUGGCCUUCGUUAUCAUCGGAGAGUUCACACUGGAGAAAGGCCUUUUAAGUGUAAUGAAUGUGGGAAAUCUUAUAUUGGUAGGGCUGGCCUCCGUUACCAUCGGAGAGUUCACACUCGAGAAGGGCAUCAUGAAUGCACUGAAUGUGGGAAAUUUUUUGCUGACACCUACAGAUUCCUUACACAUCAGAGAGUACACAAUGGAGAAAAACCUUAUGAGUGCAAUGAGUGUGGGAAAAGUUUUACUGCUAGGUGUCGCCUUCGUUAUCAUCAGAGAGUUCACAGUGGAGAAAAGCCUUUUAAAUGCAGUGAAUGUGGGAGAUCUUUUAUUGAUAGGUCUGGCCUCCGUUAUCAUCAGAGAGUUCACACUGGAGAAAGGCCUUACAAGUGUAGUGAAUGUGGGAAAUCUUUUAUGGGUAGUUCUGGUCUUCGUUAUCAUCAGAGGGUUCACAGUGGAGAAAAGCCUUGAGCCCAGUGAAUGUGGGAAACCUUUUACUGCUGUCUGGCCUCUGUCAUCAGAGAGUUCACACUGGAGAAAGGCCUUAUUAGUGCAGGGAAUGUGAUAAGUCUUUUACCCAAAAGAGCCAUUUGCUUCAACAUCAGAAGGUUCACACUGGAAAAGGGGCCUUGUGAAUGCAGUGAAUGAGAACCACACUCGGGGUGUAGGAGUUUGAGGUGGUAAGAGGUUGGGAGGACGCAACUGCAUUAGGCCUGCAGCCAAGAGACCAUUUCUAGGGAGGAAACUGAGGCCCAGAGAGGGAGUGUCAUCUUGUGAACUCCCAGCUUGGACAGGGAUUUAGGAUUCAACGCCAGGUUGCCUCAUUUGAGGCAUGGAGAUUCUGGUCAUUGCUCUAGUUUUUCCCUCCCAACCCUCUGUAGAAACUCUUAACAACUCCUUGUCCAUCCUAACACCCUCUGUUGCCCCAGUCCAGGUGCCUUGCUCUUACACCCAUCCCGCGCUGCUGUACAGGAGGGUCUUUUUAUUCAGAGCCAACUCUGAUGGCAUUCUGUGAAUGACCCCAUUUGUCUAGACAACCUGCCAGGUGCUUAGAAUCUAUUAUUAUCCUCAUUCUGAAACUAGGGAUCUGCUGCUCAGUUUGAGGGACUUCCACAAGGGGACACGGCUGCGAGGGCAUUGAUGAAAGUGGUUCUUCAACACUCCACACGUCCACUGCCUUUACUUCUGUCCUUCCCAACAGGGACUCUCCUGCAGAGACGUAUCUGCCCCCCUCCCGCUCCGAAGUAACCACAACCUUCCUGAAGGGUAAAGUAUCUCCACCCAACCUUCUCCUCCACCUCCCCCAGUACGUAUCUUCCUGAAAACAUCUCUCCUGUGUAGUUCCUCAGAGGGACAGCAGCAUCAAGCUAGGCAUCCCCAGAGGGUAUUCAGCAUCACCCCAGAUAUGACACUGGCCUCAACUGCCAUAUGUAGUAGUUGGUUUCCAAGGACUUGUCCAUCAUAUUCACAAGUCUUGCAUCAUGAUAUCCCUGUCACCCAGUUUCUCAGUUGAUGAGGUCACUGGUCUGGGUACUGUGAGGCAGUGGAGGACUGAGUGUCCACUGUGGCUCUCACAUAUCCCCAUCCCCAAGGCUCUUCCCUGUCACCUUCUUACCUUGGCCCACUGCUCUCUUCACCUUACCAGGAUGAUGUAAAUUAUCAAAUUACAAUUGUUAAUCUGCAAGAGCUUGCCUGGGCUAUUGGGAACCACAUUUCAUCAAACUUAGAUUAAAAGCUGAGGGUAGGCUGACCACUUCAGUGGAAACUAAAACCCCACGAUAAAGUUAUUAUGAUUUUAAUUGCAUUUCUCCCAGGACUUUUGAAGUUGUGUUUCUUUUGUGUGUCUAUUAUUCACUUGUUAGUGUUCUUUAGUUAAAUUUCUAUUCCCGUUUUUGCCUGCCUUUAUUUUGUGAAUUUUGGCUGCUUUGCCUUUCAUUGAGAAGUAGGAGAAUAGGAAAUCCCAAAGACAACUGUUUGAGAUUUCACUCAUUGAGCCCAAUAAUGUGAAUGACUUCCCUUCUGCAUGGAAUAGUGAUUUGGAAUACUAAAAGAAUAUUUUCACAUUUUUCCUCAAUAUUUUCACUAUGCAUAAUGUAAUGGCCACAUACUCACAUUUAAGAUGAAUCUCCAUUAUUAACAUAUGUAUACUCCCUCACUCUUAAGUCCAGACAUUCAAUGACACAGAAAAUCAAACCCUUGUUUGUAGUGUUUGCCUAUUUCCCUGGUGUAAAUACUCCCAACAUAGGCAAUGUCAAACUGCCAACUUGAUAUCACUGAACAUGGGACUGGGAAUUACUGCUAGUAGCCCACCAUUACAUUUUUUCCACCAUACGGGUACAGUAGCUGCAAGUAAUUUUAAGAAUGUAGCUAAUAAACCAUAGAAAAAUGAUUAUAAAGUGACAGGUUUUUCAUAUUUGAUUUAAUAAUAGUUUAAUGGAUGUAUUGUUGACUUAAAAUUUCACAUAUUUAAAACGUACACUUUGAUGUGGUAUUCCUGUACAACUCAGACCAAGUUUCCUCUUAACAUUUUUAAGUUAUGUUCAAUAUUAGGAUUACUGAUGCAAGAACAUAUUCAACUUUUGUAAUGACUUUUUAAAUCUAUGUAUAAAUGUAAUGGCUGUGUGUAAAGCCUGGUGGACCCUUCCCCAAUCUUACAUCAUUUAUUAUUUUCAUA
Messenger RNA from Camelus dromedarius (Arabian camel), 4250 nucleotides. Its product is annotated as zinc finger protein 211-like. The coding region runs from base 404 to 2047 and encodes 547 amino acids. The transcript is spliced from 3 exons. The record is from RefSeq and is a predicted model, not a curated record. Gene Ontology annotation, biological process: regulation of DNA-templated transcription. Lineage: Eukaryota; Metazoa; Chordata; Mammalia; Artiodactyla; Camelidae.